CGCAUGCCAGCUAUCGAUGUUUUUAUCGCCAUUCCCAUAUGGAUACGCUGUUCGGGACAAUAAAAUGUUUGUGACAAAGAUUGUCCUUGUUUUGGGAAAAUUUGAAUACUAAUUUGUAUCCAUUUUACAAAUACUGCCAGUGAUUAAUGUUUUGCUCAUAAAAAGUGCGCUGCAGUGGUAUCCCAGUGUGGUUAAAACGUGAUAGUUGAAAUGUGCUGCGUUAUUUUCACAAAGCCCGGAUGCUACAUCGUGGAAAGUGUUGACACAGAAACUGAAUAGAUAGUGGAUUUUUUUUAUCCCAAGCAUUGUGAUUUUACAUAUUCGUUCAAUUAACCCCAAUCAUAUCAAUAACCAACGGGAUUGAGUGUAGAGCCGAUUGGAAACAAACGAGCUGGCUUCGCCGUGGAAAACUGCCAGCGGAUGUGUUUAUUGAUUUUCCCAAAAGGAUAAACAAAGCACCCAACAGGGGUGAAGUUUCCCGGAUGCCAAUAAUAAAAUAUGCAUUGAAAACCACACGCAAAGAACGAACGAGAUUAUAAAUUUUCUGGUCUUCGACGAGGCGAGCGCCUUCGAUGUAGAACAGAAGGAGCAAAAAGUGUUGUACUCCAGUGCGGUUGAAGCUAGGCAGCGGAGGUGAAAUAAAUGAGUCUUAUAAUGUCAGUUCAGAUGACCCGAUACAAACAGGCACAGUUUGCCGAUGAGGACAGCAGCAGCAUUGGCUCGGUCCAGAUCACAGAGACUAGACACAGUCCGACGAGGCACAUUCGGUAUCACGCGGCAAGGGGGACAUCGCUGUGGAACGCCCGCAGCAGACUAGAGCGGGUACUGCUGCUGCUGGUGCUGAUAUCGGUUGUGACGAUUGUCGCCCUGAUCAGCAUACUGGCAACCGAAAGCACCAGAAUACUGCACGUGCAGCCCCACGUUGACUCCAACAUAUACAGAGGAGCCUCUUUGGACGGCGACGUAUCACUGCCGUGUCUGAACAAACAUUGCAUUUUCGCCGCAAGCGAAAUACUGCACUCCAUUGAUUCCACCGUUGAUCCUUGCGAUGAUUUCUACGGGUACUCCUGCAACCAGUGGAUCAAGAACAAUCCCAUCCCGGAUGGUAAGUCAAUGUGGGGAACGUUCGGCAAGUUGGAGCAGCAAAAUCAGUUGGUCGUUAAGAAUGUUUUGGAGCGCCCGGAAGCGGAGUUCAAGUCCAAAUCGGAGAAGAAGGCCAAACUGUACUACCAAUCUUGCUUAGACGAGGAUGAAACCAUGGAAAAAUUGGGGGCUGAUCCAUUGCUCAAGCUGUUGAAAAAUAUUGGCGGCUGGAAUAUUACCGCUAAUGCCACUGGGUUCGACGUGAAGAAGUGGUCGCUGCAGAAGUCGUUGCAGAUACUGCAGAUCAAGUACAACAUGGGUGGUCUGUUUGGGUGGGCCGUUGGUGAAGAUGACCGUAAUUCUAGUAAACAUAUCAUCCAGAUUGAUCAAGGUGGAUUGACUCUUCCGUCGCGGGACAAUUAUCUCAAUAAAACAGCUAAUGCUAAAAUUUUAACUGCUUACCUUGACUAUAUGGUAAAAGUAUCAGUGCUGUUGGGGGCAAAUGAAGCCGAUGCACGUCGACAGAUGACAGAUGUGAUUGACUUUGAAACCCGACUGGCCAAUAUCACAACACCGCAAGACAUGCGUCGUGACGAGGAGGAAAUGUAUCAUCUUAUGCCAGUUAAGACAUUGCAGUUGAAAGCUCCGUUCAUCAAUUGGCGUGACCACUUCGAUGAAGCAUUCCGAUUGGUGAAGCGGAAAAUUACUGAAAAGGAAAAUGUAGUGGUUUACGCUCCGGAAUAUUUAGAGAAACUUAAUGCCCUUGUUAAAGAGUAUAAUGCUACUGACGACAAGAAAAUAAUCUUGAAUAACUAUUUGGUGUGGCAAACGGUGCGCACUCUGACAUCUUGCUUAUCGAAAGCUUUUCGAGAUGCAUACAAAGGACUCCGGAAGGCGCUAAUUGGUUCUGAUGGAGGCGAAGAACCGUGGAGAUACUGCGUGAGUGACACAACAAAUGUGCUCGGAUUCGCCAUAGGAGCUAUGUUCGUGCGAGAGGUGUUCCACGGCGAAUCGAAAAGCCGAGCGGAAGAAAUGAUCAAUGAAGUACGAACAGCUUUCAAAGAUAAUCUCGACAGUUUGGCGUGGAUGGACAAUGAGACAAGGCAGUUAGCUAACGAAAAGGCCGAUAAAAUUUCCGACAUGAUAGGGUUUCCUGACUACAUCUUAAUUCCGGACGAACUAGAUAAAAAAUAUCAAGAGUUAAAUAUAGAUCCAAAGGCUUAUUUUGAUAACAAUAUAAAUUUCAAUAUCUAUAGCUUAAAGAAAAAUUUGGAGAAAUUAGAUCAACCAGUUGAUAAGACUCGAUGGGGUAUGACCCCUCCCACUGUUAAUGCGUACUACACACCGACCAAGAACCAGAUUGUGUUUCCAGCGGGUAUAUUGCAGCUUCCAUUCUUCGGGAUGCAGAAUCCUAAAAGUUUGAACUAUGGUGGCAUGGGCGUAGUAAUGGGACAUGAGUUGACUCAUGCUUUCGAUGAUCAGGGUAGGGAGUACGAUAAAUUUGGGAAUUUACAUCAAUGGUGGAAUAACAAAACAAUAGACAAAUUCAAGAAACAAACUGAAUGUUUCAAUAAGCAGUAUAGUGCGUACAAAGUGAAUGGUAAGAAUCUGAAUGGAAAGCAAACAAUGGGAGAAAACAUAGCCGAUAAUGGGGGUCUAAAGGCAGCUUUCCAUGCGUAUAUCAAAAAUGAAAAAUACAGUACUUCGGACACCGAUACAUUACCACUUCCUGGCUUGAAUCUAACGCAUCGGCAGCUAUUUUUCGUUUCGUUCGCUCAGGUCUGGUGCUCCACGGUGACUGACGAAACGACUACUUUGCAGAUAGAGAAGGAUCCUCACUCUCCACCGAUGUACCGAGUGAUAGGAUCACUGUCAAAUUUGAGGGAAUUCUCGGAUACUUUCAAGUGUCAGCAGGGUUCAAGAAUGAAUCCUAUAAACAAGUGCGAAGUAUGGUAAAAGACUGUGUAGUAUGUUGAUCGUGGAGAAGCUCAAAGCUUAAUGAAAAGCGGAAAAGGGAGAGCUAGGAACUUCGUACCUUUAUUUUUUAAUUAUGUUCAGAUAGUAGCAUUAUGUCAAACUAUCAUCAUUAUAUGUUACCUCAAUUUACAGUUAGGAAGAUAAAAGGAAAAUUGCUCUAAUUGCUGUAUCAAAAGAAAACUAAGUUUAUAUUCGUGUACAAACAUACACUUUAGUUCUACUUCCAGCCAUCGGCAUUUACCAGUAGUGAUUUAAUUGAUUGAAAGUGAAAUCAAACAAUUGCGAUGCCAAAUAUUCCUAUCACUUGACAAAAAUCUCUGUCCUAUUGUAUUAAUGAGCUAGUGAUUAGAAUCGAAACUGUGCUAAUUGAAAAUAUGUAUGAGUGUAAAAAAUUGCAAAGUUACUAAAUGUGAUUUACAGACCAGAACAAAAAAUCUGAUACGUUCAAAGUAAAUGACUGCAGUGCAGGAAAUUUAUUGUUGUGAAGAAAGUUCUAGGGUAUCCAUCAUAAAAGAUUUUUCCAAUCUUUAUAGUUAACCUUCCAAAAUAAUUUGAGCGCGUUAUGUUGCGUCAAUCCAUUGAUUGUGGGCGAAUUUAUUUUCGUUCAAUCUGUUGAGAAAACGUAAUUGAUGUUGAAUUCUUAAACGAAUAAAUACUGUACUGUAAAAUUUCUCUUUGGCCGCAAAGCGUGAAAAGCUAGAGCGUAAAAAUAACGUAUGUUGUUUUGAGAUUUGAAUGUAAAAGAAUUAGGGUAAAACGACCUAUUAUGGAGGGGUUAAGCACCGUUUCAAAAUAAAAUUGAUUACAAAAAUUCUUCAAAAAUUACCUGUUGGUCGAAUUCCACAUUGUAGUAGUUGAAUAGGAUGCUCGUUAACUAUAGUUUCGUAAAUAUUACGUGAAUUGUGCUGAACUUAUGUUGUUUUGUUUUUAUCACAAUAAAAACAAACUACCGCAAUAACAGGACGCAGUUGCCUAUCGUUGCGAUAUUUUUUGAAGGUCAGUCCUAUUGUUGUGGUAUUGCAUGUAAUUCUUAUGGAGAGCGAUACCGCAACAAUAGGACCUUAGCACUACCGCAAUAAUAGGCUCAAGGGAUUCAAAUUUUUAACGAAAAAUGUUGAUUUUUCAUCAUUUUGAACGGAAUUUCGUCAAACAAAAGCUGUUCUAGUCGUUAAUCCGAAGAGUUUUAGCGUACCCACAAUUGUUUUUAAUAGUAUUAUAUCCAGAUUGGACUAUUUUAACACUACCGCAACAUUAGGACAUACCACAACGAUAGGACGUUUUACCCUAGCAUUUCUCACAUUUUGUGUGUGAAAAUGGAGAACAGCAUAAAAAGAAGUUUUACAGUACACAAAUUUUACAUGUCUAAUUUAUUUCGGAUGAUUAUGGCAGAUCUCGAAGUAUUCACAGGAACAGCCUAUAUGAAGGUAUGAAAAAUUCUGAUAUAAAUGAUUACAUAAAUGUAUAUGUGUAUAAAUUAUACGUUAUUACAGCAUUUAGUUAUGUAACGUCCUGUACUUUUUCCGUUUGUAUUCCAUUUAUUUAUUGCAUUUCAGAAAACGGAAGCACAAUUUGAAACAAUUUGAGAAUAAAUAAAAAUAAAUAAACUGAUACAUUAAGUUUA
This is a messenger RNA of Armigeres subalbatus, 4681 nucleotides long. It is a transcript of the gene Nep3, whose product is annotated as neprilysin-3. The record is from RefSeq and is a predicted model, not a curated record. The coding region runs from base 643 to 3039 and encodes 798 amino acids. Gene Ontology annotation, molecular function: metalloendopeptidase activity. NCBI's taxonomy places the organism in Eukaryota, Metazoa, Arthropoda, Insecta, Diptera, Culicidae. Gene Ontology annotation, biological process: proteolysis. The transcript is spliced from 5 exons. Gene Ontology annotation, cellular component: plasma membrane.